Molecule: messenger RNA, 2567 nt
Organism: Lepisosteus oculatus (spotted gar)
Lineage: Eukaryota; Metazoa; Chordata; Actinopteri; Semionotiformes; Lepisosteidae
Gene: sdsl
Product: serine dehydratase-like
Biological process (GO): L-serine catabolic process; L-threonine catabolic process
Molecular function (GO): threonine deaminase activity; pyridoxal phosphate binding; L-serine ammonia-lyase activity
Source: RefSeq, a predicted model, not a curated record
ACCUUCAUGCCUUAAUAAUUUCUUGCGUUUUAAUUCAAAAUGUAAUGAUACUUUCAUCGGAAUGAAACCCCCAAAAAUAACUACAGUAUGGAUAUGGGCUCAUGUCAUUUCAGUGCACCAUUGCCAAAGACUGGAGCAAUCUUCAGAGGAGAAUGCAACUCUCCACUUGUAUCUGAGGGUGUUUUCUUUUUGUUUCCGAUUGUAUGUCUCAGUCUCUUCUUGCUGAACGCUGUACGUGUUAAUACUACGUGUAAAGAAGUGUCUCCCGUUCUCGGUUUUUGAUGCAUUCCCACUUAGUUUUUCAGUUUGUGUCCUCUGGUGCAUGUCUCACCGUUUAUUCCAAAGACGACCACUGGGUUGAUUAUUACACUCAGCUGACUAAAAAACAUUGCUUUGUUUGUCUAAAAAAAAAUCAAGUCACGAAUUACAAGCAGGGAGCUCUCGACCGAUUUGUGCACAGAUGCUAGCUGGAGGUCCAGAGUUCGGGUGUUCUGGGUGUCUGGUUGUGGAGUGGGACAAAUCGCAGCUACAACUGUAAUAAAAACAGGGGUUCGUUCCAGGAACUUUGAGGCACCAACAUGUCUGGUCAUCCCUUCCACGUUGACACCCCCUUGCUGGAGAGCCUGGCACUGUCUAAAAGAGCAGGAACCCCUGUUUACCUCAAGAUGGACAAUGCCCAGCCCUCGGGCUCCUUCAAGAUCCGGGGGAUCGGACACCUGUGUCAGAAGGCUGCAGUCUCUGGAUGCAAGGGCUUUGUCUGCUCUUCAGGGGGAAAUGCUGGCCUGGCUACAGCGUAUGCAGCAAGGAAACUCAACAUCCCGGCCACUAUCGUCAUACCCGGCUCAACCUCUGACCUUGUAGCCCAGAAACUCAGGGACCAGGGAGCCAAUGUGCAGGUGUUCGGAAAAGUGUGGGAUGAUGCUAACGAGGAGGCCCAACGACUGUCUCAGACUGAGGGGCUGAUGUUCAUCCCGCCUUUUGAUCACCCAUUGGUCUGGCAAGGCCAUGCCAGCGUGGUGAGGGAGCUGAAGGCCUUCAUGCCUUCCAAGCCUGGAGCUCUAGUAGUUGCAGUAGGGGGAGGGGGUCUGCUGUGCGGGGUGGUGAAAGGAUUGAAAGAGGUGGGCUGGGAUGACGUGCCAGUUAUUGCCAUGGAGACCAAAGGUGCUGAUUGUCUGAAUGCUGCAGUGACUGCUGGGAAGUUGGUCACUCUUCCAGACAUCACCAGCGAGGCCAAGUGUCUGGGGGCCAAGACUGUGUGCAGCCAAGCCUUUGACUACGCCAGGGAGGGAAACAUCAUCUCUGAAGUCGUCAGUGACCAAGACGCACUGCAGGCAGUGGAGCUCUUUCUAGAUGACGAGCGCGUUCUGGUGGAGCUGGCGUGUGGCGCCGGGCUGGCGGCCGUCUACACUGGGCUGAUCCAGAGGCUGCAGGACCGGGCCCGGCUUCCCCGCCCACUGGGCCCGCUGGUCAUCCUGGUGUGUGGAGGCAGCAGCAUCAGCCUGGCCCAGCUAAACCACUACAGAAACAAGCUACAGGCCUGAACCCGCGAGACAGGGAGUCCAGAAGCAAGAAACCUGCUUCAUUAAAGAUCUUGUAAAUAUAGUACUGAUUAGACAUACAUUAUAGACUCAAGAAGUAUUAUCCAGCCAAAAGUCCCACCUGUCAACACAAACAGUACUCCGUUCUCUUUAAAACCCACUUUACUCUGUAUAGAACUCCCAACUUUCAACAUUCCACGCGAGAGGGACGCGACACUUGCUUUCGAUUGGAAUUAAUUUAAAUUUAAAUUAAUGACAAUCACGAAUUGCCAAAAUUGAGACAUGAUCAGAAACGGAGUUUAGAUUUAAAGUCAGUUUGCAUGAGUGUCAACAGUGCAGUUGCGGUGCAGGAAUGUUUUGCUGCGUAUCUUUGCCUUGCUGUGCUGCAGCUUUCAUGGAACUCCCUUUUCCUGAGUCGCAUCAAGGAGGGAGGUGGAGAGUUUCUGCCACAAUCAGCAUGAACAAGCCCAUGCUUCUUACGUCUUUCCUCCAAACAUAGCUGCAGAGAAAAUGUUCAUCUUUUAAUUUAAUUAAUUUACAGUGAAAACAUAUAUGUACCUUUGUAUUUAAUGGAAACACUUCCAAGUUGUUAAUGAUCUAAAGUUCUUAGAUGGGUGACAAUAGGCAGGGUUAGAGCGUGACCUCUGAACAUUCUUUAGCACUCUAAAAUAGUUGUAGUUCAAAUACUGGACAGAAGAUGUCGCUAUCGCAUUUUCCUCUUUCAUUAUGAACGCCUCUCCUCUCGACACAAGUCAGUGUCUUCUCUCUUUUUUCAGUUAUAGAUCCUGAGAGGUGCACAUACUGUAUCUGACACUCAUGGUGCAUAUGUGGAAUGCAAAUAUAGAUGACUGGUAUACUUUUAAUUAAUAAGUACCAAGUCUCUAUGAAUCAGAAUCAUAAGAACAAAGCAUCUUCUAAUAUGAAUGUGAUCACACCAUUUUCUCCAGUGUUUUAUGUCCACCUUCAUCAUUAAUUGCUUGUCAUCGAUGGUGGCAUUUUUAAUAAAAAUUUCUAAUGCAAUUUCCAAUA